Messenger RNA from Ogataea parapolymorpha DL-1, 285 nucleotides. RefSeq lists its product as uncharacterized. NCBI's taxonomy places the organism in Eukaryota, Fungi, Ascomycota, Pichiomycetes, Pichiales, Pichiaceae. Gene Ontology annotation, biological process: mitochondrial respiratory chain complex IV assembly. The coding region runs from base 1 to 285 and encodes 94 amino acids. Gene Ontology annotation, cellular component: mitochondrial inner membrane; mitochondrion. The transcript has 2 exons. The record is from RefSeq and is a predicted model, not a curated record.
AUGUUCAACAUGUUCAAGUUCAACAUGUCACGCUCGCAAUUCGAGCUGGCAAAGUUCACGUUCUACCUACUCACGCCAAUCUCCAUCAUGUACUACGUGGGUAUCGACACAGACAAGAAGUUUAAUGUUCCCGGCUUCUGGCCGGAUCCAGACACCCUCAACAAGAUUCCGAAGGAGCCUUACGAAAUCCAGGCCGAGCUUGCACGCAUGAAUGCCGCCAAGGCAGAAAAGAGACGCCGUCUAGAACAGAAGGCCGCAGAGCUGGGCAUCACCGAGGAAAAUUAA